This is a messenger RNA of Penicillium manginii, 5163 nucleotides long. RefSeq lists its product as uncharacterized. Gene Ontology annotation, cellular component: nucleus. NCBI's taxonomy places the organism in Eukaryota, Fungi, Ascomycota, Eurotiomycetes, Eurotiales, Aspergillaceae. The coding region runs from base 1 to 5163 and encodes 1720 amino acids. The transcript is spliced from 4 exons. The record is from RefSeq and is a predicted model, not a curated record. Gene Ontology annotation, biological process: telomere maintenance.
AUGGUGGAGACCCUCGGCCCUCUCCCUGCUCGUCCACCAACACCUCCGAGGCCAGGUUCACGAACUGACCAGCAUCAACCUGUUGAAGGCACCCCAGUCGCCGCUCAAACCCCGGGAGAUACGCCUCAGCCGGCGCACUCUUCCAGGGCUCCUCCCUCCAGUCGCGCCUCCAAACGUGUCACCUUCUCUCCAUGGCUGCAAACCGAAAUACACUCGCCCUGGACAGCUAAAUCGGUCGAUUUCAAAGAUAGUCCCAUCCAGGGCAGCCCACUGCCAUCGGGAAUAAGGCCAUUCAAAUCUAUUCUCAAAGAGACCGGCUCGCCUAUCCCCGUUUGGUCGCCGAACGUCGACAAGUUCACCACCGAAUCCCUCGACAUGCUCCUCGAAUCCGUCACCCAGCAGCUGGCUGGAGAAUCCCUCACUUGUCGUCUCGACGCAUAUAUGCAAUUUUUUGGUGCUCUGAGGACAUAUGACGGACUGCCGGCAGGAAGAGACGUUGCGGAGAAAUUGGGAUUGAUCACCGGGUUUAUUCAACGUGAUGUGAGCCGCGACUUGACCAACGGUACGCCUUUGGAUACAAAUCUCGCCAACCAGGCCCUCAAGCUAUCCGCCGCUUUUGUCUGGCAUAAUGACAUCUCUGCCCAGCUUUCGGAAGAAUUCAAGGUCUUUAUUGUUGAACACGCGAUCACUUGCCUUCAGGAAGCCAAUAUGCCAAAGUCCGUUCUGACCCACUACAUGUCCAUCCUCUCUACUCAAAGCUUCGGUACAAAGAUCAUGAACAACACCCGGGUCACGCGUCUUCUCUCGGCAUUACAGGAGGUCUCAAAUCACGUUAAUGGAAAAGGGAUCGUUCUGCACCGACUCAGUAUAUACCAGAAGCUGUUCGCCCAAUCCAAGUCCUCUUUUGUCUCCCAGGCAUCACUUUGGAUUGAACAGCUUAUCUUUGGACUGCUCAAUCCUAUCAAAGAUAAUCGACUGAAAGCUAUAUCUCUGGGUUUCCAAAUUGCAACGGCAAUGGGCCCGAACAUCACCCUGUCUAAGAGCAUUCGCGAACUGUUCGACCGAUCGCUUGAAGGAGACCGAAAGCUUGUGACGGAGGUUCGGGAACGAAUGUCACGAAUGAUCAGUACGGUUGAAAGCGGUGUCCAUAUUCCCCAGAUCUGGAGCAUUAUCAUUCUACUUCUAAGGAACAAGUCACGCAGUCUCGAUCAAUGGGAACAUUUCAAAGACUGGGUCCUGGUUCUUCAGAAGUGCUUUAACUGCAGCGAACCCGCCAUAAAGGCCCAGGCAAUUUUAGGCUGGAAUCGCUUUGUUUUCGCUAUUGGGCCAAACGAGUCGACCAGCCGAUCGCUACUCAAGAUGCUGGGAAAACCUGUCAUCUCACAAUUUGAACGCAAAAAGUCGGACAGGUCCGCAGUUUCGCCCAGUCAACUUGCCUUGGCUAGCUAUCAUAACCUCUUAUACUACGCCUUCCGCCCUUCGCCCUCGCAUCAGUACCUCGACCUUGUCUGGGAAGAGUAUGUCUUGAUUCCUGCCACAAGCGUGUUUUCCAGUUCAUCUGCCCUCAGUGACAGCAUGUCGCGUGUCCUUGCAAACCUCUUGUCGUCUUCACAGGCCAAGGUCUGGACUGAAACUCGCAUCAAUGACUCCUCCAAGGUUGAGGCCGAGGAACUCCCUUCUGUUGACCAAAGAUGGGUGCGAUCUAGAGCCGCCUCAAUUGUCCGGGCAUUUGAGUCAAUUCUCAAGUUUUCUGUCUGGCAUGAAGAAUCCAUUGAACGUGCUUUUGGACUCCUGAACCGCCUCUGGUCUCUUGGACCUCCAUCUCUCAAUGCCGUUGGCGACAACUGCUCGGAUAUAUUUUUGGACCGAUUUCGUUUCCUGUCAACCACCACUAUUGCUUCGCUUGGUGGCAUUAACUUCGCCGAGAAACUUCUCGUCAAGACUAUGGACGAGACCUUUGAAUCUGGUAGCACCUCAUUACAACACGAUUCAGCGCCAGGGACAACGCCUGACAGCCCUAUCCUCCAUCUUCUGCGAGCAAUCAGCUCUGAUACCCCCACUAUAACACAAACUCCCUCAUAUAUCCAACUCGUGCACAGCGCCAUUGAAGCUGCUUGCAAGACUAAAAUUUCUCGCGGAUCGCGUCUCGAACUGCUGCAGCAAUGUGCAGAUUUAGCUGGACCCCGUGUGAAUUUAACCUCCAGUUCUUCGAGCCUUUCCGAGGUCGUAUGGAAGACCAGUGCGGGGGCAGCCGCAGAUGCUCUGCAGUCCUUCCCAAUUGAGGCUUCUCGUGAACGCGAUGGUUCCGUCUCCCGUGACUACCAAAACGUCACCACAAUCCUGGCAGAUGGUGUAGAGAUUCCAGCCGCUUACUCUGAGUGGGCAUACUUGUUGGAGUCAUUCGUGCGUGUCGUUCGGACAGAGAAGGGCAAUGGUACUCUGGCCACUUUGGUUGUGGAGCCUAUUGCCGAAAGCCUUGCUUCACUUGCCAUUGCCGACACCUACCUUCCAGCUACUGCAGUUCUGAAUCACUCCAUGUCCAUCCCUUUCUUGCAGAACAAAUUCCUAGGAAUUGAUGGUACCGACCAGGAGGUGAACCCGUUUCCUCACAAACUCAUCGAAUUAGUCAAGAAUACCUUGCAAUCAGCAUAUGAUUCCUUCGACCCCUCGCAAGUCCAUGGCCUCCCAAGCUUCCUCGAGUCUUUAACCUCAUUUCUUGGUUCCGGCAUUCCAUCUUUUCGUGGGCAAACACUUGAAUUGCUGCAGUCUCCUUUGGCUUCGUGGAUCAAGGACGAAUAUUGCAAAAUCGACGUGACGCGGGGUGCAGAUAACCGAACCUUGACAGCAUGCCGAGCACUUUCAUCGUCUGUGAUCAACGUCCUGGGUUCCGUACCUGACGAAGUAUGGAUUUAUCGCAAAUUCGAGACCAUCAUCUGUGCCGGCCUUGAGUCGGCUCAUCAAUCACGAUCCAAACGUUUUGUUGAAUUUUGGGAAACAACCGCCAGUUCAUUAGAACCCGCUAUUAGGGGAACCCCUAUAGCCAAGUCUCUGGAUAGGACCAUGGCCAAAUGGGGUAUCAAUGCUGCACAACAGAUGACAAACUUGCAGGUAAUGCGAGACACGACCGACAGCCAGCCCAUAAAAAAGCCACAAACAUCUGGAAAUCCCCUUUCCCAAGCUGCAGACAUUCCUUCAUCCCCCGUGAAUGGAUUUGAACAUCAAUCAUCUGUCGAAACAACGGAAUCUAAUGAGCCUCAACUGCCGACAAACGCGCAACCAGAGCCCUCUGAAGAACAACCCCUGGAUGACGUGCCAACAAUUCAACCACAGGCCAAUAGACGCGAAAUGUUCAGGAUGAUUGAAUCCAUCCGAUCUUCCUCUCCCGCAAACACUCCCGCAAAAUCGGGAUAUGACACCCCUGUCCAUCUCCGCCGAUUUCAUGCUUCCAAUACUGCCACUGGAAUACCUCUGACUCCCACUCUAGCUCCGACAGAAAAUGAAGAAGGUUUCAUUGGAUCAUCUCCUACUCCUGCCACUAGAGAUCCAACCCCCGCGGCGAACAAGGAAGCACCGAUUCUAACAGUCCCUGAUGUGGCAAUGAUGGAUACAUCCGAUCUUCCAUCAUCGCCCCCAGAAGUUAGUUCACGAAGUCCAAGCCCACAAAAGCGAAAUAGGCAAUCUAGGAGCCAGCGCCGCCGAUCUGCUAAGAUCAGAAAGGCAAUGUUCCUGAACUGUUCCGGGGAGCAAAGUGGCCCCAACAGCCCUACCAAACCCGAUAAUAAUACCGCGAUGGACUCGGCACCUCUUCCAGUUGAACAAAAGGAUGAUUUGAAGGAAAAUACCCAUGCAUCUCAGGUAGACGAAAGGCCUCCUAGUCGUCGAACUCGGGCUGCACUCGGUCAAAGCAUAGACAACAGCCAGGAUCCCGUGCCACCAGUGACUGUUGAAACUCCUGGCAAGUCCAGAGAAGCCCCUGCUACGCAAACACCGAGAUCCAGGUCUGCCUCUAAGAGGAAGAGGAAGAAGAGCGCGUCUCGGUCUCCAAAGAAAAAGAGCCAGAACGAGCAGACUGCCGAUGAAGCUUCUGCCAUGUUGGUACCGCCCGAACACAACUUGGAUUCUUCCAGUGAGGAAAUGGAAACUCAGAUCGCGUCCCAGCUAGAGCAAGAUCUAGAGUAUGCUGUGGAUCUGGGUGGACAAAUCAACCUAGUUGAGGAUAUCCAACCCAUGGAGCAAUCUAGCACACAGCCUUCAAAGAAGAGGAAGCGCGAGGAGGACUCUGAAUCUCAGUCGAAUAAUGUGAAAGACCGACGUCGAUCAACUAGGCUCACCGCAACUAAGGAUGAAACUCUUGUCGACGAACAACCUGCGCCGACUCCCUCUUUGGAUUACAUUCCAGAUCCUGCGUCUGAGGAUACCGCUGCCAAGCAAGAUACGGUCACUCCUCGCCGGUCCACUCGCAGCUCCCAGCGGAAGGAAGAGCCCGUCGUAGAAGAAUUCAUUCCCGCCACACAAGUUUCCGAGUCGCAAGAGCCCAUCCAAGAGCCUGCUCAAGAUCCCGUUGAAGAGACUGUACCAGCAUCAGCACCAGCACCAGCAUCGUCAAAGCGAUCCCGAAAGUCUCUACGUUUGGAUGACCAACCUCCAACAACCGUUCCAGAAGCAACACCAACUAGGUCUAAGUCACUUCGAUCUCGCAAUUCACGGUCAACUCGAAAUGGCCCCGCGUCUCAGGGUCAGCCCGCCCAGCAAGAAUCUCAAGACAUGGUUCCUGGGAGCAUCAUUCCCGAAGAAAGCUUUGCAGUACCAGAUGUUCCUCUCAUCUCCACUAAAGAGGCCACGGAUUCCCAAAUGACGGACGCGGAUGCCUCAACCCAGCCUACAACCACUACCGAUAUUCAAACCAUGGACAUCGACGUGAUUUCCGACGAAGCACAAGUAGUUUCGAAUCAACCGCUCACAAGCGUCUUCACCACUGAAGUCCAGACCGAACCAUCCCCCAUACCUGACACGGCUAAUGUCAGCACUGGCCUCACUUCGACCUUGCGGAAGGUUCUGGAUGAAAUGAAGAUUGCCACUCUGGACCCGGAAGCCCUCCGCCAGGUAGACGAUCUUCUCUUCAAUAUCCGAGUCGCCGCCCACGACGCAUCACGGCGAAUUUAG